UCUCCUAAAACCACAAUGAUCCUUCUUUCUCUUCAAAUCAUAACAUCUUUCUUCCUUACCACCACUGCCUCCUCAUCAUCACUUCCCGGUGGCUUCACCAUCGACGUAAUCCACCGUCGCUCUAAUUCAUCUUCUUCUAGAUUCUCUAAAACCGAUGAUGAUCAGCUAGGAUCACCCUACGCCAAUACUGUCUUUACAACCUCCGAGUAUCUAAUGAAGCUACAAAUCGGUACUCCCCCAGUCGAGAUCGAGGCCCACAUAGACACGGCAAGUAGCAUCGUAUGGACACAAUGUUUGCCUUGUCUUAGCUGCUACGACCAGCAAGAUCCCAUAUUCGACCCUUCAAAAUCAUCAACCUACAAAGAGAAAAAAUGCGACGAGGACCCUAACAACCCUUGUCGUUACGAGGCUAACUACGCAGACCAAAGCUAUUCUAAGGGAGCAUAUGCGACCGAGACGGUCACGUUCCAAUCUACUACAGGACAACCUUUUGUGAUGGCUCAAACAACCAUUGGUUGUGGCCACAACAACUCAUUGACUUCUCCGACCGCUUCGGGCAUUAUUGGUCUAGAUCGGGGAGCUUCGUCGCUCAUCUCGCAGAUGAGCGAGAACUUCUAUGGUUUUUUCUCUUACUGUUUUUCUCGCAAAGAAACUAGUAAGAUCAACUUUGGAAGCAACGGUGUUGUGUCAGGACAUGGGACUGUAGCAACCACUAUGUUUAGAAGGAUGGAGAAACCCAACUUCUACUACCUAAACCUAGACGCGAUAAGCGUUGGGGAGAACCGGGUUGAGACAAUGGGGACACCCUUUUACUCCUUAGAAGGGAACAUUAUUAUAGACUCUGGAACCACUUAUACUUACUUGCCCGAUGGCUUCUGCAACAAAGUGAAGGAUGCUGUGGAUAGCGUCGUAAAGGUGGAGCAAGCACCUUUUUCAGGGGAGAUGUUGUGCUAUAACACCGCCGACAUAGAUGUAUUUCCGGUGAUCACAAUGCACUUCUCGGGUGGUGCGGAUCUUGUUUUGGAUAAAUACAAUAUGUAUGAUAAUACUGGAGAUAGCUAUUGUUUGGCGAUUUCGUGCGUUGGCCCGACAGAAGAUGCAUACUUUGGGAACAGAGCACAGAACAAUUUGUUGAUUGGUUAUGAUUCUUCUUCUGAGCUUGUUUCUUUUGAAUCCACCGAUUGUUCUGCAUUGUAUUAA
Messenger RNA from Raphanus sativus (radish), 1200 nucleotides. RefSeq names its product aspartic proteinase CDR1-like. The coding region runs from base 16 to 1200 and encodes 394 amino acids. Gene Ontology annotation, cellular component: extracellular region. The transcript has a single exon. The record is from RefSeq and is a predicted model, not a curated record. Gene Ontology annotation, molecular function: aspartic-type endopeptidase activity. Gene Ontology annotation, biological process: proteolysis. Lineage: Eukaryota; Viridiplantae; Streptophyta; Magnoliopsida; Brassicales; Brassicaceae.